Messenger RNA from Fusarium pseudograminearum CS3096, 930 nucleotides. RefSeq lists its product as uncharacterized. The transcript has 3 exons. Bases 1 to 930 code for a protein of 309 amino acids. Lineage: Eukaryota; Fungi; Ascomycota; Sordariomycetes; Hypocreales; Nectriaceae. The record is from RefSeq and is a predicted model, not a curated record.
AUGGACCAGAAUGCUCAACUGCCGCACGACUCACUUGGACCGCGGGCUCUAGGUAUCGUCACACCCUUUCUCAUUGUUGGCAUUCUCGUCUUCUUAGUGAGGAUCUACACUCGCGUAACCCCAGUAUACAAACUGGAUGCCUCAGACUACACUAUCUUGGUGGCCGUUAUUAUCGAAACCAUCAUCUACUCGCUCUUCAUAGCAAGUGUAACUUCUGGGCUGGGCCGUUACAGCUAUGAUGUGUCUCCAGAGGAAGGCAUUAAGACCCUUCGAUAUGUUUAUGUAGUUAUCCUACUGUCAACCUUUGUGCCCGCCCUCGCCAGGAUCUCGAUCGGGUUUUUACUGCUAAAGUUCGCGUCAACUAAGGCCUGGCGCGUAAUCAUCUGGUUAACGAUUGGUAUCCAAGCUGCUUGUAUUAUCAGCACUGAAAUCUUCCAGCUCAUUCAGUGCCGACCCAUCAAUGCCCAAUGGGAACAGGUUCCAGAUGCACGGUGCUUAAGUGCACGUCAGAUCUGGAUAUGUGGCUACACGACGAUAGGAGUUGCUUUAUUCGGCGAUCUGACUUUGGCAAUUAUGCCAAUGUUCUUAAUCUGGAAGCUUAACCGAUCGACUGUGGAACGGUGUCUCAUCACCGUUUUGAUGGCGCUUGGCCUGAUUGCAGCUGUGACCGUCAUCAUGAGGCUCGUCAAGAUGCGUACAUUGGACUUUGCUUCUCCGGAAAGGUUCAGGACUCUGAUACCGGUAUACUUUUGGCUUCGAAUGGAAGAGGCCAUUUUGAUAAUAGCUUCUUCCGCGCCCAUGCUUAAGUUCACAAUCGAGCAUGCCCUCCACAAAUUCGGCCUGCCUAUGUUCCAGCCCAGAGUUAGGAAACUGGCCUCGUUCCACGCCAGUAACCCAGUUUCAGAUACAACAACACGCUUGCGAAAUUAG